CCUCGGGAUCGCCCUCCGCAGCGAUGGACGGAGACGGGGACCCAGAGAGCAUGGGCCAGCCUGAGGAGGCGAGCUCGGAUGAGCAGCAGGAGGAGGGGUGCGUGUGCGUCCCGGAGGCGAGCGGCGGGGAGGAGGAGGAGACGGCGUACCUGGACGAGCUCUGGAAGGAGCUGGUGGAGGGCGCCUCCCUGUGGCUGCUCAAGUGCCAGCAGGAGGGGCUGGUGCCGGAGGGCGGCUCGGAGGACGAGCGUGACCACUGGCAGCAGUUCUACUUCCUGAGCAAGAGGCGGCGCAACUUGCUGCGAAACCCGUGCGGGGAAGAGGACUUGGAGGGCUGGUGCGACGUGGAGCACGGCGGGGACGGCUGGAGGGUGGAGGAGCUGCCCGGAGACUGUGGGAUGGAAUUCGUCCACGACGAGAGCGUCAAGAAGUUCUUCGCCUCCUCCUUCGAGUGGUGUCGCAAAGCGCAGGUCAUUGACCUGCAGGCUGAGGGCUACUGGGAGGAGCUGCUGGACACCACCCACCAGAUCUCCCACACUUUCACCGACUACGGGCCCGGCGUUCGCUUCGUCCGGUUCGAGCACGCGGGACAGGACUCCGUCUACUGGAAGGGCUGGUUCGGGGCCCGGGUGACCAACAGCAGCGUGUGGGUGGAGCCCUGAGUGACCCCUCCUCCCGCUCCCCCAGCUGCCCUGCAGGGGCAGAGGCCGGGGGUAGACAGGCCUUAGUGGUAGCACCGCCCCUUCCCCUCCCCACGCACUCCUCUCCCGCCCCGGCUCCAAGCCCGGCCCCCACGCAGGUAGAGAAGGGUUUUGCUGGCAUAUGUUUGCACCUGGAAAAUAAGAUGGGUGAAGGCUUGGGGCCUGGACCGGGCCCACCGCGGAAUCCCCCACCUCUAGCACAGUGCCUGCCGUAAAGUGGACUUUCAAUAAACAUGACUUGUUCGAGGAAGAAAUGAA
Molecule: messenger RNA, 959 nt
Organism: Myotis davidii
Lineage: Eukaryota; Metazoa; Chordata; Mammalia; Chiroptera; Vespertilionidae
Gene: FBXO2
Product: F-box protein 2
Exons: 6
Coding region: 24-662 (212 amino acids)
Biological process (GO): SCF-dependent proteasomal ubiquitin-dependent protein catabolic process; glycoprotein catabolic process
Cellular component (GO): SCF ubiquitin ligase complex; cytoplasm
Molecular function (GO): ubiquitin protein ligase activity
Source: RefSeq, a predicted model, not a curated record